AUGGCGUCUCUCGGAGAUCAGCUAUUCUUCACGGAUGUCCAGACUCAGUCUGAUGACUGGGUAGACUUCGAGCAAUUCCUCGACCUCCCGGUGGCUUAUGGCGAUGACUAUUCCGCCUCCGCCACCGUCUCGCCCGACAUGAGUCUUCCAUACGAUGCUGAAACGCUCGGAAAUGACCUGCCGGACUUCUCUCAAUCCGCCUUUCCUGACAUGAUCAACUAUGGAACCUCCGAUGAUCAGUUCCUGGCCGACCAGUCCCCUGUAUUCGGAAUGAUGCCGGAUACUCCGAUCUUCGACGAUGAGAUGUUCAAUUCUUACCAGCCUUACGACGACAACGGGCUUUCCUUCCGCCAGAUGGUCGAGACGCAGGCCGCCGCCGACCCUCGUACCACUUCUAUCAAAGAAAAGCGCCGCGAAGCCGCCAUUGAAUUGCACCUCCAGCGAUUGUGCGAUGCCACCGCCCGCGAUCUGGACAUGUCUUCCGAUUCGAAUACCAGCUUCUCUUCCCCAAGCUGGUCGGAUUGCAUGCGUGGAAGCAUUUCUCCUCAGCCUGCGAGCUUUGAAAGCCCCGAGAACACUCCUGCCUCCGCCUCCGCCUCUAGCGCUGGCACUGGAGGCCUCGAAAUGGUUCUUGACCUGAACAUGAAUGCGACUACCAACCUGCCAAAGAAGCAGAAGCCUCGCUCCCAGGCGCAGAAAGAGAACUACAUCAAGGCUCGCAAAUAUGGUGCUUGUGAGAAGCACAAGAAGCAGCAUAAGAGGUGCAACUGCCUGGAAAAGGCCGCCGCUCGUGCUGGAGUCAGCGACGUUCCACUGACCACCAAUGUCAAAGAACGGCCGCGCCAACCAAUGCUUCAUGCUCCAGUUCUUCCAGAUACGCGCCAAUCCGGCGUACCCGGACACGAUCCUUCACUGGUUCCACGCCUCGCAGCCAAGAUGAUCAAGAGAUCAAUCAGCAGUUCCCCGGAACACGAUCCAUCGCGGGGCCUAUGCGCUGUUCUCCCCACUGUGAGGACAACAAAGCGAAGCGAUGUCCCAGGCCACGAUCGAAACCCGUCUGGCGUUUUGCCGGCCGUCAGGGCUACAAAGCAAAGCGAUACUGCGGCUCCAGAUCGACUACGCAACACUUCUUUUACCUGGUCAAUUGUCAGGACAUCGAAGCAGAGCGAUGUUCCAGGCCAAGAUCGAGACACGUCUGGUAUUUUGCCAACUGUUCGAGCCACGAGACAAAGCAAUGUCCCAGGCCACGACCGGCAAAACAACACCUUUGUUGUUUCGCCGACUGCCAAGGCAACGAAGCAAAGCGAUAUUGCGGGUCAGGACCGGCAAUACGCUACUUCUGUUUUGUUGCCAAUUGGCAAACGAAGCAGCAGUGUACCGGGUCACAACUCGCAGUACAACUCCUCUGGCGUCCUACAUGUAAACCAAAAUGUCGGAAAAUUCAACAGAGCACCAGGUCACGCGAAUUCGUGCCGACCACCAAGUGUUCUUCAAUCUGCCAAGGCAAGUCGCGAGUCGGCAGUGCGUUCGCGCACCGUUGGCCCUGCGACUGUGCUUUCGAAGGACAGAAACAACAGAAACGUUUCGCCGACAAGCUCGAGCGCAGGCAAUUCACUCAAAGCAAUUCUGCAAGUUCGGCCCCCCACCACGGGAAUGCCUUCACGUCCUUUGGAGACCUCCGAGCCAGGCCGCACCCGCAUCCGCUCCAACCAAAAGCAGUACGCUCCGAGGCUCUGCAGUUCGAAUACCCUGGUUAUCUCAAGACCCAGCCACAAGCCAACUCCGCAAGGAGUCAAUCAGCCACUGGAGAGUAUAUCUACAGUGCCAAAUCAUGGACCAAAGCAAAGCCUGGCCCAACGCUCGUCGCGCUCACUAUCGCCUAUUCAUGGAAUCGCAUCUCAAGCUAUUCCAACUGGGCAAACUGUUCGCUCGAUUACCAGUCAACUUGGCGGGUUAUUUUCAAGCGUUGUCUCGACGGUCUCUGGUGCCUUGUUUUCGGCGGUAUCGCCGGCAUUUGCCUCUCGGUCUGAACAAUUGAUGUUCAACUGUCUGUCAUUCUGUGGCGCCCACAUGAUGUCUGCAAAGAAAGGCCUCCAGCUGUAUCAGCUUUAG
Molecule: messenger RNA, 2112 nt
Organism: Penicillium waksmanii
Lineage: Eukaryota; Fungi; Ascomycota; Eurotiomycetes; Eurotiales; Aspergillaceae
Exons: 2
Coding region: 1-2112 (703 amino acids)
Source: RefSeq, a predicted model, not a curated record